CUGCAAAGAUAAUAGUAAUAGCGAUGGUCUCUCCUUUCAAACUUGAGAAAGCCUUAUUCAAACCAGAAAGAAACAAGUCUAAGACCAACAAUAACAUGAUGAUCAUGAGAAGGAGAAGAAAAACCAGUGCCGGGGUCAACUUCCUCUUCUCUUCUCCACCAUCUAUAAACAACAAACACAUCAUCAUAUUCAUCAUCAUCUACCCUCACAAUCCUCUCACGUUUGCUCUCUGCAGCAAACAUCAUGAGAUUCCUCCUCACUUUCUUCCUCUUUUGCUUCAUCACCUCACACACUCUCUCUGCAUCAGACACCUUAACCGCAACACAAACUCUCAAAACCAACCAGACCCUCCAAUCCUCCAACAACGUUUUCAUCUUCGGAUUCUUCCCCGGCAGCACCAAUCCAAACUCAUACUAUCUAGGCAUAUGGUACAAGGAUUUAGGUUACAGAACAGUAGUUUGGGUCGCAAACAGAGACAACCCACUUGAAAACUCCACAGGAUUUCUCAGCAUAGAAAAUGGAAACAUCAUGGUUCUUGCCAACUCAUCUGGAAACUCAGUUUGGUCUACAAAUCAAACCAAAUCUACUAGCAACCAAGUUCUUCAGCUUCUGGAUAAUGGCAACUUAGUUCUCAGAGAAGAAGCUUCCCCUGCUACUUAUCUAUGGCAGAGCUUUGAUCACCCAACAGACACGUUGUUAUCAGAAAUGAAGAUGGGUUGGAACCUGGACAAAGGAACAGAGGAUCACCUAACAUCGUGGAGGGACACCGAUCAAGACCCUUCAACUGGAGACUACACAUUCAAGAUUGAUUUCCAAGGACUCCCAGAAAUUUUCCUGCGGAAAAAUCAGACUAUAAGAUAUAGAAGCGGGCCUUGGAAUGGUGAUAGAUUCAGCGGGGUACCAGAGAUGGAGCCAGAUACAGAUUCUAUUGUGUUCAAUUUCUCUGUAGAUCAACAUAGUGUGUAUUACUCGUUCCAUGUUGGAAAUAAAUCGAUUUUUUCGAGGCUAAUUGUUACUUCUGGUGGUGAACUUCAGCGUCUUACAUGGGUUCCUAGCACACAGAGCUGGAACAAGUUCUGGUUUGCACCGAAAGAUCAGUGUGAUAGUUACAGAAUGUGUGGUCCUUAUGGUAUCUGUGAUGCGAAUGCUUCACCGGUAUGCAAGUGUUUGAGCGGGUUCAGCCCGAAGAAUCUGCAGGCUUGGAAUUUGAGAGAUGGAUCUGAUGGGUGUGUGAGGAACCACAAUUUGAGUUGUGGGAGUGAUAAGUUUUUGCAUAUGGAGGAUGUGAAGUUGCCUGAGACUAGCAAGGUGUUUGUGAAUAGGAGCAUGGAUCUUGUGGAGUGUGAGGAUUUGUGUAGAAGGAACUGUUCUUGUACUGGUUAUGCUAACAUUGAGGUUACCAAUGGAGGAUCUGGUUGUGUGAUGUGGAUUGGUGAACUUGUUGAUAUGAGGCAGUAUCCUGAUGGAGGGCAAGAUCUCUAUGUCAGAUUAGCAGCUUCUGAUGUAGAUGACUCAGGAUCUGCUGUCAGCUCUCACAAGAAGAAAAAUGAUAGUGCUAGGAUUGCAGGAAUCACAAUAUCUGCAGUUGUUGUGAUUUUGGGAUUGGGUUACCUUUUAAUUAGGAAUAAGAAAUUGCUAAGUAGAUUCAAUGGGACCACAAACCACAGAGGUACUCUCCAAAGAAGUAGGGAUUUGCUAAUGAAUGAGGUGGUAAUUUCAGCUAAUAGAGACAGAGAAAAGUCAGGAGAAAGGAAUAUGGAUGAACUAGAGUUGCCAUUGUUUGAUAUUAAUACCAUAACAAUGGCUACAAACAACUUCAGUGAAGCAAAUAAACUUGGUGAAGGAGGAUUUGGUAUUGUUUACAAGGGCAGAUUAAUUGAAGGCCAAGAAAUUGCUGUCAAGAGGUUGUCAAAGAAUUCUGGGCAAGGAACCGAAGAAUUCAAGAAUGAGGUUAAGUUAAUUGUCAAUCUUCAACAUCGAAAUCUUGUCCGGUUAUUUGGUUGCUGCAUUGAGAUGGAUGAAAAGCUGUUGGUUUAUGAGUACAUGGAGAAUAGAAGUCUUGAUUCCUUUUUAUUUGACAAGACCAGAAAACACUUACUAGAUUGGAAGAUUCGGUUCAACAUUAUAUGUGGAAUAGCUAGAGGACUUCUUUACCUGCAUCAUGAUUCUAGAUUCAGGAUUAUCCAUAGGGAUCUCAAGACAAGCAACAUUCUACUUGACAGUGAAAUGAACCCGAAAAUAUCAGAUUUUGGGAUGGCUAGAAUUUUUGGCACAAAUCAGACUGAAGCAAAUACACUCAGAGUUGUUGGAACAUAUGGCUAUAUGUCUCCUGAAUAUGCUAUGGAUGGGAACUUCUCAGUGAAGUCUGAUGUUUUCAGCUUUGGAGUUAUUGUGCUAGAGAUCAUAACUGGAAAGAAGAAUAGGGGAUUCUAUUACUCAAAUGAGGAUAUGAAUCUUUUAGGAAAUGCUUGGAGACAGUGGAGAGAAGGCAAUGCAUUGGAACUUAUUGAUCCAUCAAUUAGAGUUUCAUAUUCAGCUUCUGAAGUUCUUAAAUGCAUACAUAUUGGACUCUUGUGUAUUCAAGAACGUGCAGAGGAUAGACCAACAAUGUCUUCAGUAAUCUUGAUGCUGAACAGUGAAGCUGCAUUAAUGCCACAACCUAGAAACCCUGGGUUUUCUUUAGGAAGAAAUCCUCCAGAGACCGAUUCUUCUUCAAGCAAGCAAGAGGAAUCAUGGAGUGUGAACCAAGUCACAGUCACAUUGCUAGAUGCAAGAUGAUGGGGAAAAAAAGCUGUGACAUCGUCUAACAUGUUGUAUAUUCUCAAAACCAUACAAAUAUUGCGUAAAUCUUCCUCUGUUGAUAGUUGAGGCAUUUUUGAGAACUACUCCGAACUUGUUUUGGUGUAAUAUGUAAGAGAUAUCAUUAUUGAAACCAUUAACUAGUUUCCAUCUAAUUCCCACAUACA
Messenger RNA from Lotus japonicus, 2966 nucleotides. Its product is annotated as receptor-like serine/threonine-protein kinase SD1-8. NCBI's taxonomy places the organism in Eukaryota, Viridiplantae, Streptophyta, Magnoliopsida, Fabales, Fabaceae. Gene Ontology annotation, biological process: protein phosphorylation; recognition of pollen. Gene Ontology annotation, molecular function: ATP binding; protein serine/threonine kinase activity. The record is from RefSeq and is a predicted model, not a curated record. The coding region runs from base 244 to 2778 and encodes 844 amino acids. The transcript has 7 exons.